UAUUAAUAACAAAAAAUAGUAAAUCUUGAAUAAAUUAAAUAUUUGAAUUGGGAAGGAAAUUAUGGAAAAAGUAAUUAAAGAGUAGGAAAAUGGAAUGCGUUUUGGAAAGGAGAAAAAUUAAUUGCAGGAGGAUGUUAUGAUGAAUAAGAAUAAAAAAAGAUAGGAAUAUGGAUUGAGUUAGAUGAAAAUUAUUGCACGUAGUUUUAUUCUUAAUAUUAAAAUAGUUUUUGCCAAGUUUUUCAUAUUGGAAAUUAUUAAAAUGGAAAAAAGUAGGGUACCUGGGAAACUAUGUAUUUUGGGCAAAUAAUGUAGACAUAUUCAUAAUUUUUAAGUGGUGGAGGAUUUUAUAAUUAGUAAGAAUAAAAACAUGGAAAAUGGAUUGAUUUACAUCUAAAUUUCAAUUAGUUUUAUUUUAUCUAAUAUUUAAAGCUGGAAUUAAAUUAGCUUUUAAGGCGAUUAUAAAAAUAACAUCAAAUAAGGUUAAUGGAAUACCAUAUUUAAAGGAGAAAUUAUGUAUUAAUAUUAAUAAAAAUAUUAGUGGAGGAGGAUAUUAUGAUUAAAAUGGGCUUUAGAAUGGUGAAUGGAUUGAUAUAAACGAAUUUUUUUGCGAGUAUAUUUUUAGGUAAUAAUCCUAGUAAUUACAAUAAUAUAACAUACGUUGGAGUAUAUGAAAAUGGAGUAAAAAAAGGAAAAUGGCAUACAAUAUAAAAUGGCAAGAUUAUGUAUCAAAGAGUUUUAUAAUCUAAGUGGAGGUGGUAAUUUUGAUGAUUAUGGGAUGAAAAAUGGGAAAUGGAUAGAAGUGAAUAAGAAUUAUAAUAAGUAAAUUUAACAUAAAAAUUAAAGAGGAAAUUUAAUGAUUGAAGUUGGAACAUAUAUAAAUGGGAUUAGAUUAUAUUAAUGGAAUUAUGUGUAUUAAGGAAUAGAAAUGUAUUAAUUAUUUAGCAUUUUAUAAGUGGGGGAGGUUGUUAUAAUGAAGAAGGAUUAAAAAAUGGAGAAUGGAUAGUUUUACAUAAUAAUUUUAACUAGUUAAAUUUAUUAAUACUAUUAGAUAAAUUGAUAUUUAAUAAAAAGGUAUUUAUUGCAAAGGAAAAAAAUAAGGAUUAUGGAUUACUACAUACAAAGGAGAGAAAAUGUAUUUAUAUUAUUAUGCUUAGUGGAGAAGGUUAAUAUAAUGAAAAUGGUUUAAAGGUAGGAAAAUGGAUUGAGUUAGAUGAAUAAUUUAGAACGUAUUUUAGUUAAAAUAUUAAUUAGUUAUAAAUAAGUUAUUCAUAUAGGAGAAUAUUAAAAUGGAAAAAAAUAUGGAUAAUGGAAUACAUUAAGAUUUGGAAAUAUAAUGUAUGAAUAUAUAUUACAAUUAUAAGAGGUGGUGGUUAAUAUGAUGAAAAAGGAUUAAAGAUUGGUAAAUGGGAAGAUCUGGAUGAUAAUUUUUGCAAGUAGUUCUAUUUUAUUAUUAUGAAAAUAGUAUUAAAUAAGUGACUUAUGUUGGUGAAUAUAAGGAAGGUAUGAAAUAUGGAAAAUGGGAAGCUAUUCGUUUUAAAGCAAUAAUGUAAGAAAUUAGAUUCACAAAUAGUGGUUAUGGAGAAUAUAAUUUAUUUGGCUAAAAAUGUGGUAAAUGGUUAGAUUUAGAUGAUAAUUAUUAUAAGUUAAUAAAGAUCAUUUAAAUUAAAUAGUUCAAAUUAAAUGACUAGAACAGGAUUCUAUCAAAAUGGUUUAAAAUAAGGAAAAUGGGAAGUAUUUAACAAAGGACUAUUUAUGUUAAUAUAAUUUAAAUUAUAUUAGAGGCAGAGGUAAUUAUGAUGAAAGUCACUCUAAAGAAGGAAAAUGGAUAGAACCGAUUAACAAUUUUUCAAAGUUUAAUUUUAAUUAUAAUUUAGUUUAAAAGAAAUUAUUUAUGAAGGAUCUUAUUUGAAAGGUCAAAAAAUUGGGAAUUGGAAAGGAUUCUAAUCAAAUAAAGCAGUGUAUAUAAUAACAUAUUUAUAUCAGAGGAGGAGGAUCUUAUAAUGAAAUGGGCUUUAAACAUGGCAAUUGGACAGAUUUAGAUGAUAAUUACUAAAUGUAUGUAUCAAUAUAUUGAAAAUAGAUUCAGUUAAAUAACUUAUAGUGGGAAUUAUAUGAACGGAAGAAAGAUUGACAAUUGGUAUAUAUUAUAUAAAGGCCAUGUUAUGUAAAACUUAAUUAAUUAUUUAAGAGGAGGUGGCUCACAAAAUGAACUUGGGCUUAAAAAUGGAAAAACAAUAGAAAUUCAAGAUAACUUUUAAAAGUUUUUUUUAAAUAAUAAUUCAUUAGAUAUUGCCAAUUAACAUAUGCUGGCGAGUUUUAGAAUGGUAAAAAGUAAGGGAGAUGGUUUAUUUUAUAUUAAGGGCAUGUUCUGUAAAUGAUUCUUGAAUAUAAUAGGGGUGGAGGAAACUAUAAUGAAAAAGGCUUAAAGAAUGGGGAUUGGAUUGAACCUGAUGAUAAUUUUCUUGAGUAUUCAUUUUUUUUAUUCUAAGCUGGAACACAAAAAUUCACAUGA
Messenger RNA from Paramecium sonneborni, 2512 nucleotides. NCBI's taxonomy places the organism in Eukaryota, Ciliophora, Oligohymenophorea, Peniculida, Parameciidae. The record is from the annotation of a GenBank genome assembly.